AUGACGUGGGCACAGUUUAAUGCAAUCUUCUAUGAUAAAUAUUUUCCCCAAUAUUUUAGGGAUCGGAAAGUGUCAGAGUUUCAAGAACUUAAACAGGGAAGAAUGUCUGUAGCUGAGUAUGAAGCCAAAUUCACAGAACUAGCACGGUUUGCACCACAUAUGGUGGAUACUGAUUACAAGAAACCGCGGAAAUUUGAAGGCAGACUGGAUUUAGAAGUGUUUGGUCGGGUAGGCGUAUUGAAAUUGCCUACUUAUAUGGAAAUUUUAGACAGAUCCUUAAUGGCGGAAGCCACCAUAGCCGCUAUGAAACAAAGUAAAGCCCUAGCAGCUACAACAACUGAUUGGAAAGGAAAAAGGUCUGGGUAUAGUUUUAGAAGAGGCCGGUCUCAUGUAAGUAAGAAGCAAAAUACGAGGACUACAAGCAGCUUGAGUCAGAGCAGUGGGUCUAUUCCGGUUUGUUCUGAUUGUGGAAGAAGGCAUAGGGGUGUGUGCUACCGAGCAUCCGGUGCUUGUUUCCUUUGUGGCAAGACAGGUCAUGUAGUUAAAGAUUACCCACUUGGGUCUGAGGAUACUAGCCGUCCUAUGUUUGCCCACUCUUACGGGUUGUGUAGGAGGCUUUAUGUGCAUUUUGGUGUAUCGUGUACCUAUCCCUACGGGUUGUGUAGGAAGGUUUGUUGUUGUGAUAGUGCCUAUCCCUACGGGUUGUGUAGGGGUUUUGUUGAAGUGACAGCAAACAAGCUUUUGUUACUUUCUGCCAAAUGGAGGGUCCUUAGUGAGCUCUCUCUCUCUCUCUCUCUCUUCUGUAAAUUUGCUCAGAAAAUCGAAGAAAAAGUUUUACUCCAUCAUCGUCUUCUCAAGCUUCUUCAGAUUCAACUUUCUCUUCAUUUUCCAUCAUUCUCUCUCUCUGGUCAGAAGCUUGGAGACAUCACAGAAAUGACCUUUGGUGGUCGCUAUGUGAUUUUGAUGAUGGCACUCUUUUCUGCUACUACUGCAGGCUUGAUUAAGGUGGGUGACACAUAUCCAUUUGGUGUGGACCCUGUCUGGCAUGGUUCCCGCAGUGAGUUGCCAUUCCUCAGUUCGUUAAAGAUGAAAAUGUCAAUACUUCUCGGGGUAGCCCAGAUGAACCUUGGAAUCUUUUUGAGCUAUUUCAAUGCCAAGUUCUUCCGCAAUAGCCUGAAUAUCUGGUUCCAAUUUGUUCCCCAGCUGAUAUUUUUAAAUAGCCUGUUCGGUUACCUUUCCCUCCUCAUCAUUGUAAAAUGGUGCACUGGUUCAAAAGCUGAUUUAUAUCACGUACUGAUAUAUAUGUUCCUCAGUCCCACUGACGAACUUGGGGAAAACGAGUUUUUUGCUGGCCAGAGAACAGUUCAGCUUGUACUGCUGUUGUUGGCCCUCGUUGCUGUUCCAUGGAUGCUGCUCCCAAAGCCUCUUCUUUUGAAGAAACAGCAUGAAGAUAGACACCGCGGUCAGUCCUACGUGCCACUUCAAGGCACAGAAGAUUCAUUACAAUUGGAGGCAAGUCAUGAUUCCCAUUCUCAUGGGGAGGAAUUUGAGUUUAGUGAAAUUUCCGUCCAUCAACUUAUACAUACGAUAGAGUUUGUACUUGGAGCAGUCUCCAAUACAGCUUCAUACCUUCGUUUGUGGGCCCUCAGCCUUGCCCACUCGGAGUUGUCCACCGUAUUCUAUGAGAAGGUUCUUCUUCUUUCUUGGGGGUACAACAAUAUAAUCAUCUUUAUUGUGGGCAUCAGUAUUUUCAUUAGUGCAACUGUUGGUGUGUUGUUGGUGAUGGGUGGAGGAGAACAGUGGGUUUCUCUUGCUGGGUUGGCACACUCGACCCCUCAUGUCACCAUAUAUAAAAUUGAUAUUGCUCAGGAGGAGCUUGGAAGCAAAUUAAGCAAAUUAAAUAUUCACUCUGUGCCAGCACUCCACUUCUAUAAAGAUGAGAAAAAGGCUGCUGAACUGAUUGGUGCUGAUGUUCAACGAAGGAUAGCCACACUGCUUCUCUCUCUCUCUCACUUUGCACCCACUUUCCCAAUACCACCACUAUAGCCACUUUCCUUGUCCCUCCUUUAUUUUCACCAUCAUUUCUUUCAAACUUUUCAUCACCUUUAUUUUUUCUCUUCCUGACCCAUCUUUUUAUAUCCACCACAUGGACAACCGACUCAAAAUAAUAUAUAUCAUCCCAACUUUCAUCAUCAACCAAACCGUGGGCCAAGAAACCUUUUUUCAUUAUUCUUUCUUUGCAAAAAAAAAAAAAAAA
Camellia sinensis is the source of this 2257-nucleotide messenger RNA. The record is from RefSeq and is a predicted model, not a curated record. NCBI's taxonomy places the organism in Eukaryota, Viridiplantae, Streptophyta, Magnoliopsida, Ericales, Theaceae.